AAUCGACUGGAGAGAUAGGGAGAUUAAACAGUGUUUAAUUAUUGCUUUUUGUGUUUUUUUUUUUUUGCUAAAUGCUUUUUGUGUUAUUCUCUUCGUGCUUUGAAUAACAAAGCAAAAGUGUUGGUGUUUCAGAUUUUUAACAUCUCUAAGUAGGAGUCUUCAAUUUCACCGAUGGAGACGAAAGAGUUGUUGGAUGAGAAUCUGAGCUUGAAACAGGAGAUCAAACGGUUGUCGGAUGAGAAUCUGAGCUUGAAACAGUUGUUUGAUGAGAAACAAAGCUCCUCGAAACAGGAGAUCAAACAACAGUCCUCGUCGGAUGAUGAUGAGAGAGAGACUGAAUCACCAUCAUCAUCAUCAUCAUCAGAGCAGCAAACCGUGACACCCUGGUCUGUCCGCGGCAAAAUCAUCGAUCACGAGAAGGUGAUCAAACAGUUUGGCUGCAAGAAGAUAGACGAGCCGCUCAUCGAUCGUGUCGAAAGACUCACUUGCCGUCGAGCUCACGUCUUCCUCCGCCGUGGUGUCUUCUUCGCCCACAGGGAUCUUGAUAAAAUCUUGGACCGUUACGAGAGAGGAGACAAGUUCUACCUUUACACUGGGAGAGGACCUUCGUCAGAAUCUUUGCAUUUAGGGCAUUUGAUUCCUUUCUUGUUUACCAAGUACUUGCAGGAGGCUUUCAAGGUCCCCCUCGUUAUACAGAUUACGGACGAUGAAGAAAAAAUCUGGAAGAAGUUAAACAAGGAGGAGAGUAAAAGACUCGGCAGAGAGAACGUGAAAGAUAUCAUUGCUUGCGGUUUCGAUGCCUCGAAUACCUUUGUUUUCUCCAGCUACGCCACUGUUGGCGGUGCGUUGUAUGAGAAUCUGGUGGAGAUUGCGGAUUGCAUCACGGUUAACAAGGCUAACUCCACUUUCGGCUUUACCGGCGAAGUUUCUACCGCGAAAAUGAUCUUCCCUUCUGUUCAGGCAGCUCCAUCUUUUUCUAGCUCGUUCCCACACUUGUUCCCUGCCAAAAAAAAUAUCCCUUGCUUGAUUCCCUGUGCAAUUGACCAGGAUCCCUACUUCAGGCUGACUCGUGAUGUUGCAGCUCGGUUAGAGUUUAUAAAGCCUGCUCUGAUUGAGUCAAAGUUUCUUCCUGCGUUGCGGGGAAAUAAUGGGAAAAUGUCAGCAAGUGAUCCAAAUUCCGCUAUUUAUAUGAAUGAUAGCAAUGCCCACAUUGAAAAAAAUAUAAAGAGUUCUGUUAGUGGUGGGCGAGAUAACAAGGAAGAUCAAAAAAAAUAUGGAGCAAAUCUGAAGGAAGACAUACCGUUUCAGUAUUUGAGUUUCUUCCUCGAAGAUGAUGCCGAACUUGAACACAUAAAGAAGGAGUAUGGAGAAGGACGAAUGUUAACCGGAACAGUAAAGAAUCGUCUCACCCAAGUUGUGAUAGAAAUUGUUGAGAGACACCGCAGGGCUCGAGCUGCUGUUACUGAAGAGAUGGUCGAUGCGUUCAUGGCUGUGAGACCUCUCCCAUACAUGUUUGAGUAAAUUCUAAGCCUCUGUAGUAGUCUCCUGAGCACAGUUGCGCCUUUGUCACAGUUGCCUAUCCUGUGACACCAUUGUCCCCCUGGAGUGUUGUUGUUAUUAGAAACCUGUUUGUUCUUUUUUAUGACUUUUCCCAUCUAAAUUUUAUAACUGAUAUUUUUAUUUAUAUGCAUUGUAAUAAUCAUAAAAAUUAUAAGCUCUUACAA
This is a messenger RNA of Raphanus sativus (radish), 1724 nucleotides long. Its product is annotated as tryptophan--tRNA ligase, cytoplasmic. The record is from RefSeq and is a predicted model, not a curated record. Gene Ontology annotation, molecular function: tryptophan-tRNA ligase activity; ATP binding. Gene Ontology annotation, cellular component: cytoplasm. NCBI's taxonomy places the organism in Eukaryota, Viridiplantae, Streptophyta, Magnoliopsida, Brassicales, Brassicaceae. Bases 172 to 1521 code for a protein of 449 amino acids. Gene Ontology annotation, biological process: tryptophanyl-tRNA aminoacylation. The transcript has 7 exons.